This is a messenger RNA of Lotus japonicus, 4004 nucleotides long. RefSeq names its product protein PLASTID MOVEMENT IMPAIRED 1-RELATED 1-like. Lineage: Eukaryota; Viridiplantae; Streptophyta; Magnoliopsida; Fabales; Fabaceae. The transcript has 4 exons. Bases 247 to 3837 code for a protein of 1196 amino acids. The record is from RefSeq and is a predicted model, not a curated record.
GAAAGGGCAUAAAAUGAGAAUGUAGUAUUUAAUUUUCUUCUUUGUUGAAUCCUUGUCUUCCGUUUCAAAACAGGUAGCGGCAAUUCCUAGACUGACAGAUUCGUGAAGAAGACGAACAAGCUCUGCACUCUCACGCGACCCUGUUCUCCUCUCUCACUAGUCUCACCUUUGAAUUUCACAUCAAGGGUAUCCAUGGAUUCGAUUCCGUAACCUAAACUCCCAAAUUCUCUUCCGACACACCCGAGGAUGUUGUCGAGAAUGGAAGCUGGUAAGAAGAGUAGUGGUGGUACUAGUGGGGGUUCUAGUAACCAGAAGAAGUUGUUAAAGGAUGUUGAAACUAUAAACAAAGUUAUGUAUUUGGACCGAAGCGCGUCAAGGAGUUCGAUAUCUUCUGCGAAUUCUCGAUCUAAACCCGCCGGGCAGUCCUUGUUCUCUGAUCCCAAAUCGAGGGCUAAAUCGAGUGGCAAUAAUGAUGAUGGUAGUAGUACAUUGCAGAAGGAUAAGAAGUCCAUUUGGAAUUGGAGGCCGCUGAAGGCGUUUUCGCAUAUUCGCAAUAAGAGGUUCAAUUGCAGUUUUUAUCUCCAGGUGCAUUUGAUUGAAGGGUUGCCUUCCAAUUUUGAUGAUUGCAGCCUUUCUGUGUACUGGAAGAGACGCGAUGGGGUUCUGGUGACGCGUCCGGCGAAGGUGGUUCAGAGUGUGGCUGAGUUUGAAGAGAAGUUGAGUUACACUUGCUCAGUGUAUGGAAGUAGGAGUGGGCCUCACCAUUCUGCGAAGUAUGAAGCGAAGCACUUUUUGCUGUAUGCUUCGCUUCUCAGUGCGCCUGAACUUGAUUUGGGGAAGCACCGGGUGGAUCUGACGAGGCUGCUUCCUCUUACUCUAGAGGAGCUUGAGGAGGAGAAGAGCUCGGGGAAGUGGACUACUAGUUUUAGAUUGUCAGGAAUGGCGAAGGGUGCUGUGAUGAAUGUCAGUUUUGGGUAUACUGUGGUUGGUGAUAACGCUAAUGCUGCCAGAGACAGCCGCAAUGCUCCUAAUGUUUUGAUUCAGAGGCAGAACAGUCUUGCUUUGACGAAACCAGAUGCUAAUCCUAGACAGUACGAUGGAAGCAGCAGUGUGAGGCGUGCUGGAAGUUUGCAAAUCUUAAGGAGCCAGGACUUAUCUCGGGCUGCGGAUGAGGUAAAGGAUCUUCAUGAGGUACUGCCACCAUCUAAGUCAGUGCUAGCUAGCUCCAUAGACAUCUUAUAUAAAAAAUUUGAAGAAGACAAGGCAUGUAACCCUCCACAUAAUGAACCUGAACUUGAUUCGUUCAUAGAAAACAUUGAGCCAAUCAAACUAGAUGCAUUUGCUUCAUCCGAUCUUGGAACUGUACAGCAUGCAGGUGAUGAUGGAAAUACAUGUCCUGGGCAUGACAAACCUGAACUCGAUGCAUUUCAAGAAAACCUGGAGAUAAUUAAACAAGAUGGAUAUUCUGUACCUGAUUCUGGAAAAGAAGACCCUCAAGAGAGUCAAGAUAAUGAUUUUUUUGUCGUUGAUAAGGGCAUAGAGUUGUCACCAGAUGAAAGUGUUAAACUAGAGGAACCCAUCAAAAAGGCUCCUGAGGAUGCUUCUACAGUUGACAGUACUCCUACCCUUGAUACUACAGCUAUACAAGUAUAUUCAGAAGAUGGUGUUAAAAAUGAUUCCCUGGAUGAGCCAAAUGAUAGUUCUAAGGAUCAGACAGUGGUUGGCGAAUUUGCUUGCGAAGUGAAUCGUUCAUGUACAAAUGAACUGCUGCAAGAAUUAGAAUCAGCUUUGAAUAGUGUAACAGAAUUGGAGACAGUGGCACUAGAAUCUCCUGAUAUUAUGGAAGCCAAAUCUGAGUAUACGAUGAGAAAGUCGCAUAGCUUGGAUGAUGUUACAGAAUCAGUUGCGACUGAAUUUUUAAGCAUGCUGGGCAUGGACCACAGCCCAGGGGGCUUGAGUUCUGAAAGUGAGCCUGAGUCUCCAAGGGAGCUUCUUUUAAGACAAUUUGAGAAGGAGGCUCUGAAUGGGGGCUUUCCUUUAUUUGCUUUUGACAUGGAUGAUGAUAAUGAAGCAGAUGAUGGCUAUGAUGUUCCUACUGAAUCUGAGCUGUGGAAUUUCUCUGAGGGUAUUGAGUCAUCAUCUUUAUUGCAAGAUCUGCCGAAGGAGCAUCUAGUUGAGUCUCAGGACAUGAAGAGUAAACAGAAGGCUCAGAUGUUAGAAGACUUGGAAACUGAAGCCUUAAUGCGUGAAUGGGGUUUGAAUGAGAAGGAUUUCUAUCAUUCUCCACCAAAAGAUUACGCUGGUUUUGGAAGUCCAAUUCAUUUACCACCGGAAGAGCCUCCCACAUUGCCCCCCCUUGCUGAGGGAUUAGGCCCUUUUCUUCAGACUAAAGACAGGGGUUAUCUACGCUCUAUGAACCCCUCACUUUUUAGCAACACUAAAAAUGAUGGGAACUUAAUCAUGCAGGUUUCCAACCCUGUUGUGGUACCUGCAGAAAUGGGUUCUGGAAUAACAGAGGUUUUGCAGUGCUUGGCUUCAGUGGGAAUUGAAAAACUCUCAAUGCAGGCAAAGGAGUUAAUGCCUCUGGAAGAUAUCACAGGGAAGACAAUGCAUCAAAUAGCAUGGGAAGCUAUGCCUUCCUUAGAGGGAGCAGAGAGGCAAUGUAAUUUGCAGCAUGAUUCAACAGCAGGGCAUGAUACUACUCCUGUGCGAAGGGACUUGAAAGGAACACCAUCUGGACCAAAGUCUGCUAAGUCUAGUUCAAGUUCAGUGGCGAACCAGACAGGCUCAGAGUUUGUUUCAUUGGAAGACCUUGCCCCAUUGGCUAUGGAUAAAAUUGAAGCGCUUUCAAUUGAGGGUUUGAGAAUACAAUCUGGGAUGUCGGAGGAGGAUGCACCGUCAAACAUCGUUGCACAAUCCAUUGGGGAUUUGUCAGCUCUCCAGGGCAAGGGGAUUGAUACUAGCGGAUCCCUUGGCCUGGAAGGAGCUGCUGGUUUGCAGUUGUUGAAUGUAAAAGACAGCACUGAUGGUGUUGAUGGGAGUGUUGAUGGGAUAAUGAGCCUGUCAUUAACUCUUGAUGAGUGGAUGAGGCUGGAUUCUGGUGAGAUUGAUGAUGUAGAUAAUAUCAGUGAACACACUUCCAAACUUCUUGCAGCCCAUCAUGCUAAUUCUUUCGACUUUAUGCGUGGGAUUUCAAAGGGAGAGAGGAGACGAGGCAAAGGCAGAAAAUGUGGUUUGCUAGGAAACAAUUUCACAGUAGCAUUGAUGGUGCAACUUCGCGAUCCUCUGAGAAACUAUGAGCCUGUUGGAACGCCAAUGCUUGCUCUUAUACAAGUUGAGAGAGUGUUUGUCCCGCCAAAGCAGAAAAUUUUCAGCUAUGUAUCUGAGGUAAGAAACAACAAUGAUAACGAUGAUGAUGAGAGCGAAAUAGUAGCAAAGGUGGAGAUGAAGGACACAAAGAAAGAGGAAAAAAGCUCUGAAGAGGAAGGCAUCCCACAGUUCAAAAUUACUGAAGUUCAUGUGGCAGGUUUGAAGAAUGAGCCUCACAAGAAGAAGCUCUGGGGCACUUCAAGUCAGCAACAGUCUGGUUCGCGCUGGUUGGUGGCUAAUGGAAUGGGGAAGGGGAAGGGUAAUAAUAAGCUUCCAUUGAUGAAAUCAAAGGCUGCUUCAAAAUCUAGUGCUCCAGUUACAACAAAGGUGCAGCCGGGUGAAACCUUGUGGAGCAUAUCUUCUCGGAUUCUUGGUUCAGGAGCGAAAUGGAAGGAAUUGGCAGCACUGAAUCCUCAUAUAAGAAACCCUAAUGUCAUUAUACCAAAUGACACUAUUAGACUUAGUUAAAUGGUGAGCUGAUUUUUGUUGAAGAUUAAUCUUUGUUGUCAUAGUCAUAAUACCAAAUGAACCAUCUCAAGAGCCUGCUAGGAAAUUGUUUGCUUUUCUAAGACCAUCAAUCAAAAUUGCUAAGUAUGAUGAGAUAUGGAGAAAGCAACAUGUUUUUCUUUUGUAAA